CGGGGUGCGCCGGGUCCAGCUGAAGACAUCACCCUCGCCGGCCGGCGCACGUCGGCAGCUGGUGUCGCUCUGGUGAACCACCCGCGGUGGUGCUGCCGAUCAGGGCUCGCUGGCGGAGCCGUGAGCGUGACCGGUCGCAGCGGGGCCACGGGGGGAGCGCCGACCGGCCGCUCGCCGGCGUCGCUGCCGAUUGGCAUCCCUAGCGGGCCGCUGAGCCGCCACCCAACUGCCAACGUCGCUUGCCCGAGCAGUGCUGCAGUGCCGCCGCGGGCCGCUGAGACACGCCACCAAACGCCGCCGAGGGAUCCCCGGCCAGGAUGGGGCCGCCCGGUGUUCUGGGGGCGCUCGGCCUUCUGCUGGUCAUCCCGCUCGCUGUGUCUCAAAAUCCAUUUAUCCCACUGACGAACACUUGCUCAUUGCAACAAUGUCAAGAGCCUGUGAAGUUCAAGUACACGCCAGGGGAGGCGUACCGGUACAGGUACAAGGCCAACACUGCCAGCACAGUGCUGGGAGUGAGCAGCAAGAGCACCACACUGACACUGGAAUGUGACGUUGUGCUUCACGUCAUCACGCCCUGUGAGCAUGCAAUCAAGAUAGAGAACGUUGUGCUCCACACGGUGGCGGUCGACCAGGGCUCGCUGACGGACAAGGACAUCGAGAGCGACAGCUUCACGUCACCUCUACAGACAUAUCAGCUCAGGUACGGAUUCCAAGACGGCAUCGUGGACUCGGUCUGCCCCGAGAGCGGGGACCCGACGUGGUCCGUCAACGUGAAAAAGGGCAUCGUGUCGGCCCUGCAGAACUCGAUGGACAGGCUUGAUCUCAACUAUGACGAAGUAGAGCGAGACGUGACCGGGGACUGCCCGGCCUCCUACACGGUCGAGGGCACGAGCAGCGACGGCCUGCUGAUCACCAAGCUCCGCGACCUGAACGCCUGCGUCGGCAGGUUCGCCCACACCUCGCACAUCCAGGGAGUCGGCUACAGCAUCAAAUCGCCGGUGCAGAACAUCCCGAUCGUGGCCAGCAACAGCCGGUGCAGCCAGACGCUGCUGACAAACCGGCUCUCCAGCGUGCAGUGCGAGGAGCGCCAUCUGCUGAAGCCGUUCUCGCACGAGGCGUCCGGCGCUGUCACCGUCAGUGCGCAGAACCUCACCCUGAUGGACGUCUCCACGGCCACCGUCUCACAAGACGUGGUGCAGAACAGGGAGACCCUGCUGUACAACCACAUGCCGGCCAAGGCAGCGUCCCACACCCGCGAGAAGUCGCUGGCUGAGGCGGAGACGCUGGUCCGGGAACUCUGCGAGGACGACUCGGAGGUGCGCGUGGACUCGACCACCAAGUUUUCGGAGCUGAUCGACGACCUUCGGGGCAUGAGUCACACCUCGAUCACAUCGCUGUACCGACUCAGCCCCAGCAUCUGCCGACACGGACAGCAGCUGAUCGAGGAUGCCCUGCCGGUGGUCUCCACGGCCGCGUCUCUGGAGUUGACCAGGGACCUGAUCCUGAAUGAAGAGGUUUCUCCGCGCGUGGCCAACACCUGGCUCAUGGCUCUCAACUUCAUUCCCAGCGUGGACCAGGCCAUGAUGGAGACGGCCGGCGGCCUGCUGCAGGUGCGACAGCCGGCCGUGCGGACGCGCGCGCGGCUGGCGGUCGGCGCCGUGCUGCAUCAGUACUGUCGACAGCACGCCGACUGUCAAACCAACCACGUGGCGCUGGAGAUUAUGGCCGAGAUGGCGCGGCCUCUGGGCGACAGCUGCCGCGCCGACACCGAGCAGGACGAGAAGCAGCUGCUGCUGACGCUGCGAUCCAUCGGCAACGCCGGUCUCUCACCGCCUGGCGUCGUCAACACGCUGAACGAGUGCUUUCUGAGCCGCGACAACCCGGCCCGGGUCAAGGUGUCCGCCAUCGAGGCGUUCAGACGGUUCAGCUGCCGGGUGCACCGGGACGCCAUGCGCGCCGUGUUCCGAGACCUGGCCGAGGACAGCGAGGUGCGCAUUGCCGCCUACCUCGGUCUGAUGCGCUGUCCCUCGCACCAGGAGAUCGGCCUGGUGCGCGCCGCCCUGGAGCAGGAGCAGGUCAACCAAGUGGGCUCCUUUGUCUGGACCCACCUGAGUAAUCUACAGGAGACGUCAUCUCCGUACCAGCUAGAAGUGCAGGGCCUGCUGGCUGAUCUUUCUUUGAAGAAGAAGUUUUCCACCGACGUCAGGAAAUUCUCUCGGAACUUCGAGAUAUCCGGCUUCAACUCGGAAUACCACAUGGGCGCCUCACUGGACUCCAACCUCGUCUACAGCUCGCGGAGCUACGUGCCGCGGUCGCUCAACUCCAACCUGACGCUUCAGCUCUUCGGCGAGAGUGUCAACCUAGUGGAGGUCGGAGCCCGCGUGGAGGGCAUGGAGCGCCUGCUGGAGUCGAUGUUCGCGCCGGGAGGCGUGCUCCACAACGCGGCGCCCGAGCCCCUGUUCCGCGGCCGACGUGACGCCGCCCAGCAGCGGAUGGAGCAGAUCAAGGCCGACUUUGACGCCUCCGACCGAUUCGGCAGUCCUCUGGCCCUGUUCCAUCUCAAGGUCUUCGGUCACGAGGUCGAAAGCAUCGACCUACGCAGCUCGGACAUGGACUCCAUUUCGAAAUGGCUGGCGCAAAACGGUCCGGCAGAGUGGGCCAACGCGCUCAGCAACACCGAGAGUCUGGACAUCAGCCGGUCGGUCAAGUUCCUGGAGGGCACGUACAUCGUGCCGACCGGGCUGGGCCUGCCGCUGAACCUGACCGUCUCGGCCGUGGCCGCCGUCAACGUCCAGAUGUCGGGCAACGCCCAGCUCGACCGGCUCCUCUUCAACCAGGAGCUCGACCUGGCGUUCCGCCUGCGGCCGAGCGGAGCGGUGACGUUCGACGGCACCAUGAUGGUAGACGGCAUGGCAGUCCAGCUGGGAAUGGGCAUGAAGACCACUGUGCACUCAUCGUCACUUGUUGACGCAAGUCUCAAGAUGGAAGGAUUUAAGCUGGUCGAUGCUUCCGUCAACAUGCCGAAGGACAGAAUGGACCUUUACAACUUUGAGUCUUCUCUUCAGUUCAUUCAUCAAGACCAACAGAAGACGCUAACAUCGGAGAUCACCAUGGAGGGGGACAAACAUGAGCAAGUGUCUCUCAACUCGUGCACCGGAGGGGACAAAAUCACGGGCUGGAGGGUUUGCUCCCACCUGAUGUACGUGAAUGCCUCGACGAACACGCUGGCACCACAUUUCCCCCUCACCGGCCCCACGAAGAUGGGACUGUUCGUCGACAAGACCGACAAAACAAUGGAAGGCUACAAGCUUCAGUGGAAAGUCACGGACAGCGCGUACGACGACCAUCUCUCGUUAUUGUUUGAUACUCCGAGAUCGACGGUCAACCGGCGGGUGGAGCUGAAGCUGAAGCGCUCCAAGAAACAAGGCAAAAUAGGAUUCAGAAUAACCUACCCUGGGGAAACACUGCUGGGAAAAGGUGAAGCCGUGUGGCAGCCCAAGAAGAAGAAGUUAGCCGUGGAAAUAUCCCGGCAGGGCGUAGAAGUGCUGGCCUUGACCUCCCAGCUGGUGACAUCGGACAGUGGCAACAGCAGGGUGUAUCGCCCCACACUCAUCGUCAGAUUCCUGCAGAAUCCCACAGCCAACCUCGAAGGUUUUGUCAAGUUAACGAACACCGGAGCAGAGAGAGCACGACUCAUUGAUCUCACAUUAAGAACUCCGUUUAUCUCACUGGGGCUCAACUCGAAUGCGACGGAGGACGCAGAGCUGUAUAAAUCGCAUAUAGUUCUCAGACAUUCCUUACAGGGUUCGCCGGAGCGCGAGACGUCGCUGUUGCUGGAGGCCCGAUCGGCAGAGGAUGGCGACGGUGGACGGGUGAGCCACUGGAUGGUCGCCACCGACUGGGACAUCGCAGACGGCGUGAACAUGGCCUGGGCGGCUCGCUGGGACCAGAAGCGUUCACCACUGGUCGACAUGAAUAAAAUCCAAACUGCAAAACGUCCUGAAGACUUUAAUGGAAGAAGUACAUUCUCUAUGGGCUACUCCUUAGAUUUCCUGUCAACAGAAGAUUCUAGUAAGAUGAGGGUCAGUGUCGGACUGGAAUACCCCGCGGGCGGCGUAGACCUGAGACUGGCUGCCGAACACGAGAACAUCUAUCGGGGGCUGAGAAACAAGAUCAUGCUCCGGUACGCUCCAGGCCGCGAGCUGCGCUCCUCGCUGAACCUGACCGGCCUGCCGAUGUGGCGCUCCGGCCUGCUGGAGGGCAGUUGGCGACUGGACGUGCCUGGCUACCCGCAGCCGAUUCAGCUGGGCGGCACGGUGCGCCGCGUGCCGCGCCAGCAGCCGUUCGACCCGCAGGAUUACCGGUUCCGGCUGGACGGCGGCUGGCUGAACGGCGGCUCGGCGCAGGUCGUCGGCCAGUACCGACUGCGACCCGACCCGCAGAGCCAACUGGCCGAACAUACGGCCGGGUUCAACCUCACAGUUAACCAGCAGCCGCUACUGGACGGCCACUUCCGGCUGGCGCUCUCGCCGGCCAAGGUCGUCGUGGAGGUCAAGGCGAACUACGAGGCGUCCGAGUACGGCGUGGAGGUGCAGUACGACGUGAGCCGCGCCGAGGAGGACCUAGAGCGGUCGGUGCGCCUGGCGCUGGGCUACGCCGGCUCCUCCUACAGCGUGCGCGGCUCGCUUCGCCUGGGGCACACGUUCCGCACCACUCUCGACCUCUCGCUGGACGGCCAGCGGGACAUUCAGGUGAUCUUGGGCGGCUACCGCACGGCCUCCGUGCUGGAGUGGGUGGUGGACCUCAAGUGGGACGCCAACCGAGACCCCACCCAGCGCCUGCUGAUGGACUUCCGGCUCGAGGACCCGGCGCCAUCACUGCGCAAUCUGACAGUGAUGGUGGUCUACCCCGUCAACACCGUGCAGCUGUCCAUGGACAGGACCAUGACAGGCUCGUGGCACCGGCUGCGGUACGACAACCAUAUGGUGCUGGCGUUCGGCGCCGCCGAGCCGCUGGAGGUUACCGUGACGGCCAACACCCGGCUGGACCAGCCCGACAGGCAGGUGUCGGUGGACGUGUCGGCCAGCUCGCCCUUCCCCAAGUGGAGGGCCAACGCGCUGAAGUUCAGGCACACGCGGUCGCCGCGUGACCUGACCUCCCAGCUGGACGUGUCGGUGGGCGGCGAGCGGGUGGACCUGACCGUGAGUGGGACGAACCAGCUGCCUCGCAGUCUGCGGCUCACCGGCAGCCUGCGCUCCAGCCUGCAGCGGUGGCGCCAGGUCGACACCUCGCUCUCCUACGCCGCCGAGCGAGAUGAGAUUUCCUCCAGCUUCGCCCUGAGCACGCCGACCAAUAAGCUGACGGCGGACCUAGGCCUUCACGACCUGAGCACGGAAGGCCUGAGGCGGUACCGGGGCGAGCUGAACGCCACCACACCCUUCCAGGGUUUGCAUCAGCUCAGUUACUUUUUGGACGGCCAGCUGGGAGGAGGUGAAAUGGAGGUGACCGGCGAAAGCAGGGUGGAGAAUAUCGGUCACAAUCUUAUUCUAAAGGGUCGCGGUGCAGGUCGCACCGGCCGUCUGGAGGGCUCUCUCGUGGUGGACCAGAUCCACCCGCUACAGAACGCACUGACUGCCAAGGUGCUGGUGGACCCCACUGAGGAUGGGCGCGCUUUCAAGGCCUCCGCCGUGUGGCCCGACAAUCGCCUCGCGCUGGAGGGUGACAUGCACUUCACGUCCGCGAGCGACUUUGGCGUGGGUCUGCAGUUCCUCUCACCGUUCGAGGCCGUCAAGGACGCAGGUCUGAUGGUCAAACACAAGUUCGUCCAGGACGCGUGGCAAGACCUUGGGUGGAAGGUUCAGUCGGAGGCGCGCGUGGCCUGGCUGCUCGACAACGCGAUGGCCCUGACGCUGGACGCCGACCUCGACUCGCUCAGCGCGUUCGACGCGCGCGCCGAGCUGAGCCUGCCGCUGCCGCGCUGGAACCGGGCGUCGGUGAGCCUGCGGAACAGGCCGCAGCCCGACGUGCGCGGUCUGUCCACCGGCUUCGAGGCUGCCAUCGCCGGACAUAAGCUGGCGCUGACCGCGGACGGCUCUCUGGGCGUCCUCCCCUCCGACAAGCGGUACGGCACGGUGACGCUGACGCUGCCGGCUGGCCCCGUCCAGCAGCUGACGGUGGCCGCUAGUGUGCAGCGGUCGAAGCCCGGGGUAUACGAGACCUUCUUCUCGCCCGUCUGGAGACUACGCGACGGUACCUCGCAGGAGAUCCGCCUGACGAGCGUGGUGGAUCUGGGCACGUCCGGCGCGGGCUCGCUGCAGGCCAACCUGCGCCUGCUGACGCCGUGGCUAGACAUGCUGUUCCUGGAGCUGCACCACGCGCCCACCUCACCGGGCGACUUCGUCACACGCUUGGUGGGCUCGCUCGGACGGCAGAGUGUGCACCUCAGGGGACAGCUGAUGGGUCUGAGAGAACAGAAGGGGUACAAGUUUCUGCUGAACACGACAUCUAAUAUCCAGUUCAUACCCGCGUUCGAUGCUAUGACAACGGUAGUGACCUACCCCAAUUACCGGAUGACGUUUUCUGCUUGGACGCCAAAAGAGUACCGGCUGACGGUAACGAGCGACCGCAGCAUGGCGGCCAGCACAGUAAUCGAGACCGAGCUCCGGACGCCACUGAGCGGGGUCGAGCUCGUCAGGGCCAGGGUUGAGCUGGAGCAGCGCUCCGAGGAGCGGGCGCUGUCGGCCGAGGUGACUCUGCCCAGCCGCGAGCGGAUCAGGGCCAGCGGCACCCUGGCGCCCAUGGACCUCCGGCUCUCCGUCACGACACCCUUCGACGGCUUUCGGACCGGGUCGCUCCGCCUCUCGAUGGGGGUCGUCGCUGAGCGACUGAACCCCGUUCUGCGGAUAUCUUGGGACAGAUACAAGGUUGAACUGAUCGGCACCGCUAUUCCCGGUGAAGAUGGCAGCCGUCCGACGCAGGUGACGGGGGCACUCCUCAUCGACGUUCCCGUGGGUCCGCGCGUCACCGGCAACUUCCAGCUCAGCGAGCACGCCGGCUCGCGAGGGCUCGUCUACGACCUGACAGCGGCAUCGACGGUCGAUCAAAACAGCUACCAGAUGGAGGGGCAAAUCUUCACCGGCGCGCAGAAGGCCGGCUUCGACAUCCGGACGACCUCCAGUGACCCCUCGGCGCACAUAUCGGCCGCGGUUGUCGUCACGGUCAACGCCGUGCCCGGCGUGGUGGGGCUUCGCGUCCAGCUGAACACGCCCCACGAACCCAUCCGAGACGUCUCGCUCAGCGUCGAGUACAAGACCGGCACCGACGGCCGCCAGCUGGGCGCCAAGCUGCGCCACCCGCAGCUGACGGCGGAGCUGGGCUCGCGGCUGGCGCUCGUCUCCUGGCGCCACUUCCACGUCGGCCUGAACGGCAAGCUGAACAUGGGUCAGCUGGACCUGCGCCGGUCGGUCAGUACGCGGUGCGGAGGCCAUACUCGGGCGCCCUGCGUCUGGUGCGUCGCCGGCUCGGCUCCGAGUGGGAGGUCACCGCGCGCGGCUCGCUGACGCCCCGCGACAGACGCUGGGACGCGUCGCUCAACCUCACGCUGCCCAUCGACGGCUACAAGGCCGUGCGCAUGGAUGCCGAGUUCACUCAGCCGUCCAGCGCCGUGUAUCGGGUCAGGACAACGGCCAAGAUUGACCCCGAGUCGAGUUUCUACCAGCGCACUUCGCACAGGCUGGCUGUGAACGCAGACCUCAGCAGCCUGCCGGCGGUGAGCGGCGAACUCAGCUACCUUCACCGCGACCUGGACGAUGACCUG
Molecule: messenger RNA, 7816 nt
Organism: Pollicipes pollicipes
Lineage: Eukaryota; Metazoa; Arthropoda; Thecostraca; Pollicipedomorpha; Pollicipedidae
Exons: 48
Coding region: 318-7559 (2413 amino acids)
Biological process (GO): lipid transport
Molecular function (GO): lipid carrier activity
Source: RefSeq, a predicted model, not a curated record